AUGGCAAGUGGAACCAAAUGCGCCCACGUUGACUACCACGUAGCAGCCGAAGGUUACGGUGGCAAUGUAGGUUUUCUUCUCGAGAAGGAAUCCGAUAUAGAAGAUGUUCUGAGUAUGGCCCGUACGGCCGCAUUGCAGUGUCGUGGCCCAGUACUUAUUAAUGCUAUGUUGUCCAGCAGUGAUUUUAGAGAGGGCAGCAUCUCUUUAUAG
This is a messenger RNA of Perkinsus marinus ATCC 50983, 210 nucleotides long. RefSeq lists its product as hypothetical. The transcript has 3 exons. The record is from RefSeq and is a predicted model, not a curated record. The coding region runs from base 1 to 210 and encodes 69 amino acids. NCBI's taxonomy places the organism in Eukaryota, Perkinsozoa, Perkinsida, Perkinsidae.